AUCUAUUUUUUUUCAUUUCAGGUUUCUUUUGAAGAGUAAGCACUGAGAGAGGUCUCGCCAUGUCUCGUUCCGUCGGCGAGACGGACCUUUACGAGCCGCUCGGGUUGAUGGAGCCCCCUAAGAUGGAGGCAGAAAUGGACCGGCGUGUCAGCAACACCAGUCUCUCUUCGGAAAGUGCUUACAGCAGUAAUGGGAACGGACCUCCCAUCCCCACACAUCACAACCGCAAGGACUCUGUCCGUUCGUACAAACUGCGAAGGAAACUCAAACGCAGGAAACUCAUGCAGAGAUUAGUGGGGAAGGAUGGGGUGUGCAAUGUGGUUCACACUCGAGUCGCAAGAUUACGAUUUCUUGAGGACAUGUUCACAACCUUGGUGGAUUUAAGAUGGAGAUGGAACCUGAUGGUCUUCACCUUCGCGUAUGUCAUUGGAUGGUUCAUGUUUGGACUUGUGUGGUUUGUCAUCGCUGCAGCACAUGGUGAUCUGAAUGCCUCAAAUCGCAACCUAACAGACUGGGAACCAUGUGUGUAUAACAUGGAAACUUUUACAGGUGCUUUUCUCUUUUCAUUGGAAACUCAGACAACAAUCGGGUAUGGUUUUAGGAGUGUGACUGAAGAAUGCCCAGUUGCAGUCUUGCUAGUUGUAGUGCAGUCUGUCAUCAGUUGUCUCAUAGAUGCUGUAUUCAUCGGUUGCAUCUUUGCCAAAAUUGCUCGUCCAAAGAAACGGGCCGCCACUCUAAAGUUCAGUCGGAAAGCUGUUAUCGCACAAAGGGAUGGUAAACUAUGCUUCAUGUUCAGGGUAGGAGACAUUCGCAACAGCCAUUUGUUUGAGGCUCACUUGAGAGUCUACAUGAUCAGACCAAAAGUCACACAAGAGGGUGAGAUUAUACCUUUGUUUCAUCACAACAUGGAUCUUGGCUAUGACAGUGGGGAAGACCGUAUUUUCUUGGUAUGGCCAAUAAUUGUAUCACACACAAUAGACAAAGACAGUCCACUCUAUGAGUACUCCUGCAACACGAUAGACACCGCUGACUUUGAAAUUGUGGUAAUCCUUGAAGGCAUCGUCGAACAAACAGGAUUGACCACUCAAGCUCGUACAUCCUACAUGCCUGGAGAAAUCCAGUGGGGCUAUCGCUUCUGCAGCUCAGUUCUAUGUCUGCACAGUGAGUUUGAUAAACAAUAUGACAUUGACUACUCUAAGUUUGAGGAGACCUACGCUGUCCCUGGUCAUCCGAGGAAGAGUGCCAAAGAUCUUGAAGAAAUUGAGCAAAAGGAAGAGGAAACGACAGAAAGUCAGCUAGCUAAGCUAAAAGACCUCAUCACCAGUGUAAUUGAGGAGCAGAAGCUGCAGAGAUGGAAUCCUAGGAUGACAGAAGAAAUUUUCUCACGUCGCUUCAAGCAGUUUGCUGGUGGGGACUGCAACGGAAGGAGCCUGAGCACUGAACAUCUAACUCUAAAGUGGAAAGCCCCAGACGUCAGUAGACUCGUUUCUAUCGAGUCUCAGGGUUCUCAUGAGGGUUCGCACGAAAUGCAUCCCCUGCGAUGUUGUGACUCCCAGACCACGGAGGAACUGUCACUGACCAGUCAACCAAGUCCUCUACCUGAAGAAGCCCUCAAGGAGAUGCCAGAUGAAAUAAAAAGGAAAGAGUCAAAUGUGUAGCAGUACUACUGAAAAAAAUAGUAAGACCCCUGUACGAUAUUGCAGUGCAGAAUAUACAAAAGUGUGUCCAGAGAUUUAUAUUUGUAUAUAAACAAAUACCAAUAAACUUUGUACAAGACAAGUUGCUUUCAUUAUGACAGUGCGUUAGUGAUCUAUUCUGUGAAAGGAAAAUUUUAUCAUUCGAUGCAAAAGAACAUUGUAUUUUAUUUGUGUAUAUAGACACUCAAAGCAUAAAUGAUGAUGAUCUAUGUGUACAUGAAGCUACAUUGUAUUUCAGUUUGAAAGAUUUAUGCAAUUGCUAGGUUUGAAACUUCAUAGUUUUCUGUUCUUAAAUGCUGUUUGUAAUAUUUUGGAAUUGUGCUGUGUUUUUUGUCGUCUUCAGUUCGUUCAAAACUGUCUUCCAUGGGAAUAGAGAUUGACUACCUAGUUUACCUGAUGUGCAAACAAGACAGUUUCAUGGUAGCUAGAGAUUUUUUGAAAAUCACAGUGUUCUGAUAAGGAAGGUUGACAUCCCAUAACGGCGUAACACGGCUCAGAUUUCCAACUGGCUGCCGUCCAAAGAUAUUCCUCAAAUCUGUGUCAUGCAGUCGUCUCGUAAAAGUGAGCGCAAAUGAGAGUCGGUCUCAUUUGCAGCUCGCUAUUUAUAUUUUUAUAAUGAGGAAUCUUGGUGAGAAAGCCUUAUCCAGAUAGAUGGUCGUGGUAAUUAGGAGUGACGGCUUUAGAUUGCAAUACGGUUCAGAGAGGCUUGGGGGUUAGGGGUAGACCAUUAGACAUUACCAAAUUAAGAAUGAGGGAUCAUGGCAGAAGUGUGAAGAUGUUUUUCUGUAUCACCAUUCCAUUAUUGAUAAUCCUACCCUUUUGGUCCAUAUUUUGGUAUACACUAUUUACAUUUCUAGUUUGUGUACGAGGAAUGACCCAAAUAAACAAAAGUGGUCUACACUGUAGUUCUGCUGAGUCACACUCAAUGUACAUUUUAAAUGGUAAGUUUUAUCUUUUAUAUAAACAGCAUUUAACUUCAGCUUUAUCACCCUGGUACCAAUAUUUUUUUCCUGAAUUUCCAAUUAUAAAGUUUUAUAGGUACAUCAAAUUUUAAGGAAAUCUUUAUUUAAGUCAAUAAUAGAAUGGGCCUGAAGCAAUAAUAUUUGUUGAGAUAUUUUUAUUUUUCUCAUGCACUGAACCACGGACCUACUGGUUUUACAUUUAUUCAUGGAGCAAUGCGACUAUCUGUAUACAUGUUACAUGCUCAUGAUUGUUUUAAACCCCCUCCAAACUAAGUUUGAAGGAUUGUUCUUGGGGUAAAGAUGUGCAAGACACAUUUUUGUACAUGUUGAAAAUUGUGUUGCCAUGGUAACAGGAAUAAAAUGCCCAAAAUUAGGUGCAAAUCUUGCGCAUCGAACUACUUUCUCAAUUUUUAACCAAUGCUCUUGAAAUUUGGACCACACAUUGGUCUUGAGGUAAAGAUGUGCAAGACAAGUAUUUUGUGUGUUGGAAAACGUGUUGCCAUGGUAACAACAUAAUAUAUGCCCCAAAUUGGGUAAAAAAGUUUUUUUACCCAAUUUGGUUCAAACUACUUGAUCAGUUUUCAACCAAUUCUCAUGAACUUUGGCUCACACAUUGGUCUUGAGGGAAAGAUGUUCAGGACAUAUUUUUGCAUGUGUCGGAGAUUGUGUUGCCAUGGUAACAAAUAUGUUAUAUGUCAAAAAUUAGGCAAAAUUUGUGAAGUUCAAACUGCUUCAUCAAUUUUUAACCAAUUUUCAUGAUAUUUUGCUUUAUACACAGGUCUUUGGGUAAAGAUGGGCUAGACAUAUUUUUUUCCAUAUGUUGUUGCAAACUGUUGCCAUGGUAACGGCGUAGGGCAGGGGUAUUAAUCACCUUCAGUGAUAGUUCUAGUUCAUCUUAUGUACACUUUGUAAUUUAAAUCCUCAAAUAUGUCAUAUACACAAAAUAAAAGAAAACUGUUUACCUGUGAAAUGUGUGUACAAGAAAAAUAAACAUCUUGGAUAUUUUCUAUUCAUCAUGCUCAUUGUUAACUUUAGUGCUGGUCGAUAUUUGAUUUCAAUGUUAGUCAAUUACAUGUAUCGCCAACUAAAUGUCGCUGAGAACGCAAUAAAUCGCUGAUUCAGAAUAUUCAUAACGUUCAUUAUAAGCUACAUGUACAAUCCGUGAGCGCAAGGAAUGGGGGAAAUGAAAGAAAGGCUUUCAUCAUUAGUUUAUGUACCAACUUACAUGUAAGUAGGUUUGAAGCAAUCAUAAUCGACAAUAUUUUGGCCUUGUAUCAUGUUACCCCGAUACAUGUAUAUCAACACAUUAUCGAAUGUUCAAUAUUUUUUCAUUUCAAUAUCGCAUGAUUUUGAUAUCAAAAUAUCGCUCAGCACUAGACUAGUUAAUUAUGUGAUCAGUACUCUCGUAAAUGAUAUUGUGUAAUUGUAUUGCAGGCUGUGUUGUUGAAAUAAUUUGCUUGAAUUCAAUUACAUAUACAUGUAAACUACAUGUUUAUUGUAAGUAUUCUUCCAGGUGGUGCCUUGUAACUUAAUUUCAAGUUUCAACUGUACAUCGAUCACCUAUUGUCUCAUUAUUUAUUUUCUAUCGUUGGUAUUCAAAUUUUGCAUGAAUUGCUUUUUAUUUUUGUUUUAACUUUCAUCUGUUUUCAGUUAUAAAAUAAAAAAUGAUCCUUAUCAACAUGCAUAUACAUCAUUCAAGAUCAUGUGUAUUUUUACUAAAGUCUGCAUAACUUGAACUGAUAAAAUAGUUACCUUUUUCAUGUAAAUGACAUGACACAAUGGUCCUUCUGUUCUACAUUUAUCUACGACGCCUAGUGUUUAAAUAAUGCAGGUUCUUUAUUUCAGUUUGUCAGACUUUAUACAUGUACUGCUGCCCCCAUGAAAAAUGAUAAGACUUUUAAUCAUUUUUAAGCUUUUAAUUACAUGUACAGGGGGUAUUUAAAAUGCGGAAAGUUAAAUUGAGAAAAAAGAGAAACCCGGGCUCCGUAACACAAAGCAUAAUGAUUGAUCGUACGCUUGAUUUUUACGAUUGAUUGUACAUUGUAGUCAAUGCAAUCAAUUGUGAAAAUUUGUUCUAUGAUCAUUGCUAAGCUUUGUGUUAUGGGCUCCAGGUCAUAAUAAUCCCCAUACUUUAAACCUUCAAAAGAUAACACAAUUACACACACACCAGCAUACAGUAUAUUUUUUAAGGGUUUGAAUGCAUUCAGUUUUUUUUUUUUUUUUUUUUGGGGGGGGGGGGGGCAAUGGCAAAAAUGAGGAUUUCUCUGUUGAUGUCUUAUAUACAUGCGUAGGAUGUGAUAUCCAAGUAUUGUAAUAUCAUGUUUGUUAUAAUAUCUUACAUGUAGGCCUAUUCAUACAAGCAUCAUAUGAUUAAAAGGGUAUAAAGCUGUAUACUUUUGGAAAGCUAAAACAAAAAAAGUGACAUUGAUGUCUGAAUUUCAAUUGUAAUUUUGAGGGCUGUUAGAUUAUAUACAGGUGUAUUUAACCUUUGGUUGUAGAAAUAGAUAAUAUGAGUAAUAUAUAUGUUUGUACAAUUAUAUUUGUUUAUCAUAAUUUUCUGUAGAUUAUGAUACUUAAAAAAAAACAUUUCUAAAGUGAUAAAUAAAUUUUGAAAUGAUGAAGAUCAUUAUGUAUUACAUCACUAUAUAUGAUUCUGACCUGCUUUACCAAUUGGAUAUCCUACAUACAUGUAUAUUCUUUUGUAUUUCGAAGGUUUUAAAAGGGAUGAUCUUAUGUAUUUGAGUGGUUUUAAAGGGGAUUUUUGUUUUAUGAGCACCGUAGCAAAUCAACAUUUGUAAAUUCCUGGAAAAUAAUCAGGGUAAAGUAGUUUUGUUGUAUUAAUGUUAUCUGUAAUUUACUAGCCAAGAAAUCAAAACUCAUUUCUCAUUUAGUACAUGUACGUGUCAUCAUUUGACAUGCCAUUUGUUUUGGAAUUUGAUUUGGGAUUGUAAAUCAUUGAUUUGUUCCAUUUCAGUUGUAUCUUUUAUCACCAUUAUCAUAUGAGUUUAAUUUUAUUUAUUUUACCUGUCUUAUUUUGAAAAUUGUAAGAUGUUACUUAUUUUUAUUUUUUUACUUUUUGUAAAGCAGUAUUUAUUACUGCAUGUUGCCCAAUAUUUUUUUGUUAAUAUUUUUAAAUUUAUGCAUGCUUAAUUUGUUUUAUCACAUCUUUAAUUUUGGAAUAGGUAGUGUCAUUGUUUAAUAAAGGAAUAGAAGUAGAAAAUUUACAAUUGAUGACUGAUUCUUCAUUUACAUGUAUCAUUCAUUUAUUCAUUGAUUGAUUUAUUUAUUUUGAAUGGAUCAUACAUGCACAUGUACAAUGUAUAUAUAUCUCUCCUUGCGGUUUAAGCUCAAAUUUGCCACAGCCUAUUUAAAACAAAUAAUAAUUAUAUCCAAAGUUACUAUAAAAAAAUCUCAUAAUUUACUUUCUGACUUUCUAUAAAGAGAAUGAUAAUAGUACAUGUACAUGUAGCUGGAAUGAUUACAUAUAUGCUUCACUUCUUUAAACUAGGAAUUACAUUUCUGGUGGAUUAUCAUGUGCUUGUAUAUAUCUAAAAAUGUGGUUAUUUCCCUAGAAUGUUAUGAUUAUUUUGUAUUAAAAAAAAUUAUGUUUUGAUCAGAAUAAAAUCGUCUUUGAACUGAACUUGAA
This is a messenger RNA of Lytechinus pictus (painted urchin), 6305 nucleotides long. RefSeq names its product G protein-activated inward rectifier potassium channel 3-like. Gene Ontology annotation, cellular component: plasma membrane. The record is from RefSeq and is a predicted model, not a curated record. The transcript has a single exon. NCBI's taxonomy places the organism in Eukaryota, Metazoa, Echinodermata, Echinoidea, Temnopleuroida, Toxopneustidae. The coding region runs from base 60 to 1658 and encodes 532 amino acids. Gene Ontology annotation, biological process: potassium ion import across plasma membrane; regulation of monoatomic ion transmembrane transport. Gene Ontology annotation, molecular function: inward rectifier potassium channel activity.